UGCUCUGUUAACUGGUGUAGAUAUAUUUAAUAUUUAUUCACUAAUUUUUUUUCUUUUUUUAUUAACUUAUCUACGCCGGUUUCAAAAAGAAACCAGUGUAGAUGUCUUUAUUUUUUUAAAAAAAAUAAAUUUUGAACCCAUAUCUACACCGGUUUGCCCUGUUAAUCGGUGUAGAUAUUGCAUUCUCCGUCUCUUCUAAACAGCACUUUCAUUUGGAAAUUUCAUUUUUCAAAAUUUUCGUCACUCGCGCCGAGAGAGUUCAUCAUCUUCUAACCCUUCUCGUUCAGGUUUUGUUUCCAAAUCUCUAUUACUCUGAUCUUCUUCCCACUUAUCUCGUUCCUUCGCUCUUCUUCCUUCGGCCUGUGUUGUCAUUUUGCAUCAUUGGUGGCUGUGGGUUGAUUGUAGUUAGUGGAGAUCGUUCCCUGUGCCAAAUUCUACGAAUCCCCUUUCCCUUCUUUGCUAAAAUCUCUUUUGCUGUUGAAACACUAGGGCCGAGACGUCCUUCGCCACUGGUGACUGGUUUGGUGUGCGUGGAUAAAGCUUCAUCCUUCCCUGUUCAUGGCUUGAUCGUGAAAUCCUCCCUCCUUUUCAUGUUGUUGUAUUUCUAAGGAACAUGGAGGAUCGGAGUGUUAAUCAAGACCAGCCUGACCCUUCUACCCUGAUCGUGUCUACCAGUGGUGAUGACUGUGUGACUGUUAGUCCUCAAACUGCGGGUAGCAGCCAAUCUACACGAUCCAGGAGGCCUAAAAGUAGCACGCGAUUAAGAGAGUUAGCUCUAAGUCGAAGCAGAGGCGAGAAGAUUUCGAUUCAGUUUGAUAAUAAUUGGAAGCCAAUCGGGCCUAAUGGGGCUAAGUUUACUAGUUUUUUAGGCCUCCAAGCUCGUAGCAAGCCAAGUAUAUUAGCACCCACAUGGGAUGAUGUCCUAGAACGAGUGAAGGAACAGAUAUGGGAAGCCAUUAAUGUCACAUACGAUGUCCCCACGAGUAUAGACUUUAAGCAUAGGUUGAUGACCUGGGCAUAUGAUCGUUGGAGGGGUUUCACAUCACUAGCUAAGAGAUUUGUGCAUAUUAAGGUGCUAGAAGGACAGCCAUGGCCUAAUCCUUGUACCCAAUACACAUUUCUCGAUGCAGCUACUUUCGAAGAAUUUGUUAGGCUUCGGACUACGCCAGAUGCUCUAAAAAAGAGGAGAAAGGCACAAGAAGUUGGAAGGAAGAACAAUUGCCCCCAAACAAAGUCUCGUGGCGGUUACGUGUUGGCCGACAAGGAAUUGAUAGACGCCAAGAGGAGGAAGAGAGAAGAACAAGCUCAAUCAGAUCCUUCUAUUCUACUGUCUCUACCAUCUCCAAUAUGCUACGAUGAGAGAUGGAUUUAUGCCCACAAGAAGAAAGACGGGUCCUUUUCAAGUGAGCAUGCUCGUGAGGUCGCUCAAAAAAUUGAUGAGCUUAAACAGAAGCAAUUCGAGGGAUCAUUCAUCCCAGAGGGAAGAAAUGAUAUCCUGGCUAUUGCUACGGGAAAAGGAGAGCAUCCUGGACGUGUUCAGGGAUUUGGAUUAGGGGUGAGUAUAAGAGAUGUAUUUGGACCACCUCAAAAAUGCCAUUCUUCAAGACUUGUGACUAGAGAGGAGUUGGAUGUGAUGUUAGCUCAAUCAAGGGCUGAGGCAAGGGCUGAGGCUGAGGCUAUUCUUGAAGCUAGGCUACAAAAGAUGAAGGAAAAAAUGAUGAUGAUGAUGAGCUCAAUCAAGGAGCCAAGUGGCCCACAGACUCACUCCCCUGCUUGUCUUCCGAGCACUAAAGGGAGCAAUAUCGUUCUACUUCCUUCAGAGGAUGACCCUGCUCCAGAGGGUGAACUAUGCUACUUGUAUGUAGAGGAUCCAGAAAGACGCUUAGUAGCACACGGUUACAUCCACGAGGGGUCAAAAUGCCACUUUCAAGAAGUUCAAGAAGAUGUUGUCAAGGUCACUGUUGAAGAGGAAACCCCAUCGUCCCAUAAAGUAGGUCAAAAGCCACAAUUGUUCGAGCCAAGUCUAUGGGAUCGAUUUGUAUUGAUGGUAUAUAGUGGAUCAUUUCCACCUUGGUGUUUUAAAGCGAAUCCUGAUCUUGCUGGCUUAAGCAACUAUGAAAUCUUUGUUGAGAAUGAGGACCUCCAUCGGAUUCUCAUUGAUACUGACCUAACCAUGGCGAACAUCCAAAUCAGGAUGAUGUUUUUGCAUCAAUUGCUGGUUUUCUCGAGUAAAGACAAACAAUACGGAUUUCUUUGCCCACGUUACACUAAUGAUAAAGAGACCACCAAAGAGGCAAAGGAGGCAUAUAUGAACCAGAGGCUGAGUGAAGGCAGAAAGGAGUGUUAUUUUUUCAUGUUUCUCUAUCUUAUAAACUGGCAAUUGAUAGUAUUUUCGAUGAAGAGCAAUUCUAUAAUUUUUUUAUGCUCUUUGCAUCGUAAACUCAAUCUGGCAAUGAAGAAAUCUUACGAGCAGGCUAUGAGGAUUGGCUAGCAAGUCCGGUUGGGUAAGGCCCCACGUGAUGUCAAGGAUCCUCAUGGAUAACACCAAAGGCAACCCCCUACUAAUUUGUGCGGCUUUUAUAUGUUAAGACAUGCAUACAAUAUCAUCGCCGUUGACUUGACUGAGUUCACUGAGGAGAUGUUCAAUGAUCCAUCUCCAUUUUCGGAUUCAGAGAUCCAUCAAAUAAGGCAACAUUGGGGACUCUUCAUGUUCGAUCUUCAUAAUAAUCAUCCUUUAGAAGAGUAAACUGUGUAGUUGUAAACAUUAGUAAAUAUAGUUGUGUGUAUGAUUAAUUAGUUGACAAUUUAUGUUUUAUGUGUUUGGAAUUGUACAUAAUUUUAAAUUCAUUUGAUUUGAACAA
This is a messenger RNA of Prosopis cineraria, 2861 nucleotides long. RefSeq lists its product as uncharacterized. Bases 614 to 2491 code for a protein of 625 amino acids. The transcript has 11 exons. Lineage: Eukaryota; Viridiplantae; Streptophyta; Magnoliopsida; Fabales; Fabaceae. The record is from RefSeq and is a predicted model, not a curated record.